This is a messenger RNA of Rhodotorula toruloides NP11, 732 nucleotides long. RefSeq lists its product as uncharacterized. Lineage: Eukaryota; Fungi; Basidiomycota; Microbotryomycetes; Sporidiobolales; Sporidiobolaceae. The transcript has 4 exons. The coding region runs from base 1 to 732 and encodes 243 amino acids. The record is from RefSeq and is a predicted model, not a curated record.
AUGCGCGCCACGACCUUUCUCGCGCUCGCCGCGUCCGCCGUCCUCUCCGCCUCUCCCGCACUCGCACAGCUCGCCACCCUCCGCGGCACCAUCCCAGGCUCCCUGCACCAGUGCGAGUCGACCAACGUCUUCUUCUUCCAGUCCGGCGGCAUCCGCCCUCUCACCCUCGUCCUCCUCCCCGAGGCCGUCGCCGCCCAGGCCGGAGCCAACCCGACCCUCGACCAGGUCAAGGCUCUCGGUCCGCUCCAGGUCGUCGAGGGCAUCACGACGCCUGACGCGCAGCAGUCCAACUUCGUCCUCGCCAUUGCUGCCGGCGAGUCGUUCGAGUCCUUCGCCUUCCUUCCCGACGGCACCGGCAAGAACCUCAACCUCGCCCGCACCGUCCAGACCGCCCUCCCGAACACGCCCGCUUGCAAUGCCGCGACUGCCGCGAGCGCAAAGGCUGCUGUUGCCGCUCCUCCUGCUCCCUCGAGCUCGACUCCUGCCGCCGCCGCGAUGACCACGACCAAGAAGGCCAAGGCCGUAACAACCUCCGCCGCCGCCCUCGCCGCCGCAACCACUUCGAGCGCCUCGCUCGCCAGCAUCGGCCGCGCUUCCUCCUCGUCCUCUUCCUCCUCGUCGUCCGCCUCGGCUGCCAGCACCAGCUCGACCCCUACCUCUGGCGCGGGAAAGCUCUCCGCUGGAUUCGCCGGUGUCGCGAUCGUUGGGUUGGUCGCUGCGUUCGCGGCUUGA